AUGAUCCACAAGAACAUGGCCAAUGAAUCAGUUUUUGAGUUUGUCCUGGUUGGGUUUCCUGGUCUUCCUGAGAAAUAUCACAUUGGCUUUGGGAUUCUUAUUUUCCUAAUCUAUUAUCUGUCAUUAUGUGCAAACCUCACUGUCAUCCUGUUGAUCUUCCUUAAAAAACAUUUACACCAACCGAUGUAUAUUAUAAUCUUAAACCUGGCCUUCUCCGACCUUUUGUUCGACACCUCGACUUUACCAAACAUCAUUGCCAAGUAUUGGUUUGGAGCUGGAUCCAUGACCUUCGCGGGAUGUUUCCUACAGAUGACCAUCGUUCAUACCCUGAAUUCUCUUGACUCCUUUAUCAUCACAUUCAUGGCCAUUGACCGCUAUGUUGCCAUUUGUAAGCCCCUCCGGUAUCACGCCAUUGUUAGUAACAGAUUUAUUAGAAUCAGUCUGGUAGUGUUAUACGUGUUAGCUCUGGUGAUUGGAUUUACUGUCCUGUAUCUGAUGCUUGGUCUACCUUACAUUGGUUCAAAUAAAGUAAAUAACCUAUUCUGCUCUAUGGGAGCUGUUAUCGGCACAACCUACGUUGAUCCGGCUCCGACUCAUUUGAAAGGUUACUAUAUGAGCUUUGCCGUUCACGUGAGCCCGUUUUUUUUUAUCAUUGUCUCCUAUUGUGUCAUAAUCACAAAUAUCUGUUCUUCAAUAAAGUCCAGCAACUGGAAUAAAGCCUUCUACACCUGCAUGACCCACUGGUUCGUCAUCGUGAUCUACUACGUCCCACGGAUGAUUGUUUACACCUUUGAACAGAUACAAAAGCCGCAGGUGGACGUUUACAUCUCUCUUAUAUGUCUGUACACCUUCGUGCCUCAUUCAACUAGUCCCAUCAUAUUCUGUCUCAGAAAUGAGGAAAUUAAAAGAACGUUGAAAUCAAUAUUAAAGAGAGAAAACAAUUUUUAA
Hyla sarda is the source of this 948-nucleotide messenger RNA. RefSeq names its product olfactory receptor 1500-like. Gene Ontology annotation, molecular function: G protein-coupled receptor activity; olfactory receptor activity. Gene Ontology annotation, cellular component: membrane. The transcript has 2 exons. The coding region runs from base 1 to 948 and encodes 315 amino acids. Gene Ontology annotation, biological process: G protein-coupled receptor signaling pathway. NCBI's taxonomy places the organism in Eukaryota, Metazoa, Chordata, Amphibia, Anura, Hylidae. The record is from RefSeq and is a predicted model, not a curated record.